Molecule: messenger RNA, 2787 nt
Organism: Phytophthora infestans T30-4
Lineage: Eukaryota; Oomycota; Peronosporomycetes; Peronosporales; Peronosporaceae
Product: beta-glucan synthesis-associated protein, putative
Exons: 1
Coding region: 535-2787 (750 amino acids)
Biological process (GO): (1->6)-beta-D-glucan biosynthetic process
Cellular component (GO): endoplasmic reticulum membrane; plasma membrane
Molecular function (GO): glucosidase activity
Source: RefSeq, a predicted model, not a curated record
GCGUGCUGGCGCGGAAGCAUCAUAGCGGUACUGACCGAGUUACGAUACAAACAACGUCUUUUUACGAUUCGGACACUUAAACAAGUACUCCAAGCUGAAUAAUCCUUCAGCUCCUCACCGAAACUCACCCGCUACGAGCCGGAAUUGGUCCUUUCCAAGUGUGCACUGGUAUCCGCUCCUCAUAGGAGCCGAUACCCUUGAGUCAUGAAUAAAGCUUUUUAUUAACCAUCUACACGUACGCAGUGCGUUUGUGCGUAUUACUACACGUAGGACGCACCAACCAGGAUCUGGGAAUGCUGUUGGGCGCCAUGCCACCCGAAUUAUUUGUCGCCAGCACAACUACCCCCAAGAUACGCCAAAGUUUUUUUCACCGUUGCUAUAAAGGCAAUCUCCGUACUCAAGCAACUUGUGUACAGUUGGCGUUCUAUGCUUCUGACUCCGCAAGAGAACCACAGAGAUUGUAAAUGGUUUGGAAGACUCCAUUUGCGAACUAGCCAGCCACGCCGAACUACCCAAGCUCGCGCGUGUAUGCUCAUGAUGAUAGGAGAGAUCGUGCUCUUUUUCGCACUAUGGAGCUCUCGACCGUACAGUUUUCGUAUAGCUGAAGCUGCGAUUCAAAAGGAGUAUCCUACCGCGUCUGGCAUUCGAGCAUGGGUAGACCCAGCAACCCCAGCCAACGCACAAUCGAUCGAGACAUCCCGAGGCGAGAAAUGGCAGCUCGUCAUGAGCGACGAGUUCAACACUGCAAACCGCAGCUUCCGACCUGGCGACGACCAUCUAUGGACUUCGCUAGAGAAACCCGACGGGGUGAACGGAGCACUUGAAGUGUAUUCCCACAACAUGACCUCCACGAAAUGCGACGACGAUGGAACGUGCUACUUCUAUAUCGAAGCCAUCGACGAAGUCAGCGAGUUAACUGUUUACAACGCGUACCUGAAUCCACCUCAGUACGAGAACGUGUCCUUUUUCUAUAGAGCUGGAAUGGUGCAGUCAUGGAACAAAUUCUGCUACCAAGGAGGUCUCAUGGAGGUACGGGCUCAGCUUCCAGGAGCUCUGUCCAAGAAUUCUGGGAAUCCGGAUCUUGCUCUUGGUAAAUCCGGGCGAGCGACGACUGGCAGCUACUACCCAACCUGGCCCGGAAUUUGGAUGAUGGGGAACCUCGGCCGUGCUAUUUUCUCGGCUUCUACGAGUCGAAUGUGGCCAUUCUCGUACAACAGAUGCGAGCCAGACAUCUUUGACCCGAAGAAUCAACGUAUCAGCGCGUGCGAUGAUGAUCCAGGCUACGGUCUCAAUAAAAACCAAGGUCGUGGAGCGCCCGAGAUCGAUAUCUUAGAAGGAGGCGGUGUGGCGAUCUCGUCGUCAUUGCAGAUUGCGCCUGGAAUGCCCAGUGACUUUCGCUUGUUCCCAGCGGAGAAAAAAUACGACGCAAAGGAUAUAUACUGCGUAUAUAAGUACGAUUGCGAGACCCCCGGUGCGAAUCUCAUCGACAUCCCCACCGCUUACUAUGAGAAGGAACGAGGCCAUAAAUCCUGGUAUCAAGGUCUGCGCUACGCGUCAAACAGCUUCUGUAGUUCUUCAGCGGAUGAGAAGCAGGAUGUCGACACGAUUAAAGCGUCGCUAAAAGCUGGAGUCACAGAUAAUACGUGCACGGCAGCAACGUGCCCAGCGUCGCUUGACCCGAACAGUGAUUUGGAUCCAAUCGGCGGAGUCGGGUGGGACCAUUGGGGAAUCAACAGCAACGGUACAUGCUUCCCAGUCAUGAACUCGUACAUGGGCUCGUACCUGUGCGAUCCGGAUAACACAGAUGAAAAGUGUCUUGAGCCCCGCAACUCCACCACGCCGAAAACCAACUCGAUGGAGUCGUUCAACUACCAAAUGGAUGCCAUUUCAGCAAAUUGGCCGGUGCAUUUAGGCGCGUAUAUGGAUUAUUUCGUGUACCAGGUCGAGUGGGUGACUGGGGAUAAUGGAUAUGUGCGCUGGAUGGGAGACGGUCAGCCUCUUUUUGAAGUGACAGCUCAAGCGUUCUCCGUUGUUCCUCAAAAUGACAAGAAAAAUAAUCCUCAGAAACUCAUGUUGGAGGAGCCAAUGUCAAUCAUUUUCAACGUGGCUUUGUCGCGUUCAUGGGGCGCUACACCGCCCAAUCCAGGUCGAGAAUGUCGUGGGGAUGGCACCGAUGAGACAGUCAAUAAAAUUUGUGACGACUUCCCGAUGUUCCUGAAAAUUGACUACAUCCGGCUGUACCAGGACCCAAAGGGGAAUCGCGGUACGGACGACUACAUGCAACUCGGUUGUGACCCAGCAAGUCACCCGACAAGAGAAUGGAUUCAAGGUCACAUGGAUGAAUACGAGGACCUCCACAACCCCUGGACGGAGGUGGUUGGUAAAGGUUUCUGCAAGACCGACAGUGACUGCACUAUUGGUAAAAGCGGGAAUCGGAAGUUAGUUACGGGAAAAUGCGUCGAGGCUCGUUGUGUCUGCUCGCAUCCCAACUCGUGGGGUGGACCUCGAUGUACGACCGCUCUCGCAGAAGAACCGACCGGUACGGGGUCCUUUACGCAGCGCACCUACGGUCCCUCCAUGGCGGUAUCACUCAGUGUGGCAAUUGUUUCGCUGAUAUCGACAUUGAUCGCCGCCUCGAUGUCCAUUCGAACGCUUAACAAACAGGCAGAGGAAGCAAUCAGGACAGCCGAAGUGAAGAAAAUGGAGCAAACUCGCCCGUCAUUCCCCAUUAAUCUGUCCAUUUCAGAAUACGAGCCAAAGGACAACUACAGCCAGAAUUUUUUGUGA